CAAUAUGGCGGACAUUGAUGUAAACAAUCACUUGGCAACAUCAUUAAUAUGAUCAUUUUCAAGUAAACAUUGGUUUUUAAAAAUCAUAUAUGAAGAAUUUCUUUUCAACAUGUCCAGAGCACAAUCGCGAAUGUCAGCCCGCACAGGGGGCGGUUCGCGGGCAACAUCAGCAAAAAGUACCAAGAGUCCGAGACACCCUGUGGUUAUCCAUUCCACGAUACUUCCGAUGUCAAAAGUCUAUCUCGGAAAGGAAUAUGAACAGAGACUUGCAAAUGCAGCAGGCACAGGAGACCUUAUCACUGUAAUAAAAAUACUGAAAUUCAAUGUCAGCCCGGAUUCAAGGGAUGAACAUGGUCAACCUGCCUUAGUCAGAGCUUGCAUGGGGGGUCAUGCUGAAAUUGCCUCUGCACUGAUUGAAGCAAAAGCAAACAUAAAUAUCCAAGGAGUUUACAAUGCAACUCCACUCCAUGCUGCAGUGAAAGGUCAAAAUGUGAAUUGUGUAAAACAUGUGAUAUUAGGAGGGGCACAGUUAAUUCCCCAAACUACAGCUGGACUGACUCCACAAGACAUGGCAAAAUACGGGUCUGAAGUCUGGGAAGUCAUCAAUGAUGCUAGAAAAGGAGACAUGCCUGAAAUAGACGAAAUCAGUGAGGUUCCAGAAAUUCCAGACUACGCUCUCCCAGAUGGUGCUGCCAAGAAAAAGAAAGGGAAAAAAGGAAAGAAAAGUGGAAAGAAAAAAGGAGGAAAAAAGGGGAAAAAGAAAGGUGGAAAAAAGAAAAAGAAGAAAUGAUAUUUCAAGUUUUAGAAUUGUUGAUUCCCAUCAGUUGAUCUUUAAAAUUGUUCAAUCUUAGGAAACAAGUUGUAUGUGUAUCUGUACGUGAAAAAUGAAUACAUGUAAUGUAGAUUUAUUAAUGUUGGAAACCAAUGCCAUAUUGGCUUAUCGACCAAAAUUACUGCUUUUCCAGAGUUCAUCCCUUGUUUCAAAUUACAGUUUACUGUUAAUUCAGUGGCAAUGUUGAAGUUUAUUUUUUGCUUGACAAUGAUCUUGUUAUGUAUGUUAUGAAAUUUAUAGCACAAUGUUAAUAAAAUUGUAGUAUGUU
Messenger RNA from Saccostrea echinata, 1100 nucleotides. Its product is annotated as protein phosphatase 1 regulatory subunit 16A-like. Lineage: Eukaryota; Metazoa; Mollusca; Bivalvia; Ostreida; Ostreidae. The transcript is spliced from 3 exons. Gene Ontology annotation, biological process: positive regulation of protein catabolic process; protein ubiquitination. Bases 110 to 790 code for a protein of 226 amino acids. The record is from RefSeq and is a predicted model, not a curated record. Gene Ontology annotation, molecular function: protein binding.